ACCUUCUUGUAAAUAUUGCAUUUAUCUCGGUUGUACCUUUACAAGGUUCAUUAAAUGAUGGGAAUUUAGAUCAAACUAUAGCUGCAACUUUCUUUAAUAAUUUAUUUGGCGGAAAUGAGAUAGUAGUUAGAAUUUUUACUUUCCUAAUAGUGCUUUCUGUGAUUGGCACUGCUUCGUCAAAUGUGUGGAGUGUAUCAAGAGUCAUCGUUGCAACAGCAAGAUCAGGCUUUUUUUUAAAUUAUUCGCCCCAAUUAAGAUAUUGGCAUAAAUAUUAUGAAACACCGAUUAAUGCUUUAGUAUUGCAAUUCGUUUGGAUUUCAUUUAUUAUCUUGAUCGUUGGUAGUAGUUUUACUAUUACCAAUUAUGAACUAUUUUCUUCAUUUUCAAUGUAUAGUUAUUGGAUUUUUUACGUUGCUACUGGUGUAGGGUUACUU
Molecule: messenger RNA, 434 nt
Organism: Funneliformis geosporum
Lineage: Eukaryota; Fungi; Glomeromycota; Glomeromycetes; Glomerales; Glomeraceae
Source: the annotation of a GenBank genome assembly